Messenger RNA from Medicago truncatula (barrel medic), 1954 nucleotides. Its product is annotated as serine/threonine-protein kinase BIK1. Gene Ontology annotation, molecular function: ATP binding; protein kinase activity. Lineage: Eukaryota; Viridiplantae; Streptophyta; Magnoliopsida; Fabales; Fabaceae. Gene Ontology annotation, biological process: protein phosphorylation. Bases 756 to 1775 code for a protein of 339 amino acids. The transcript is spliced from 8 exons. The record is from RefSeq and is a predicted model, not a curated record.
UACUGAUUGUGUGUGUAAAUCCUAAAAACUUUAAAGUGAGUAUUUUAUCCAGAUUGUAGGAUCAAAAUGUGUACAAAAAUCUAAAAAAAUUAUAGCGAACAUUUUACACUUCGGAUUGUAGUAUCCGGAUGCGUACAAAAUACUGAAAUAUUUAAAGUGUUUCAUCACACAUCUACAUUUUUUAAUUCUAACAAAUUCAUCCUUUAAAGUGAGCAUUUUACACAUCCGCGUUAUACUCAUCUCCUGUACUCAUAGAGUUUGGAUGUGAUGCCACAAGUUCAAAUUUUGCAAUGCCUGGAUACUAUUUUUCUGCUGUAUACGGACAUGUAUUGUACCAUGGUUAUUGGACAUCAUUGUGAAUUCCCUUAUCAACCAAUAUAGCAAGUUAUGUGCACAUUGUACUCACCAUUAGGGUGGGAAUAGGUGAGGCUGCCUGACAGGGCUUACGGUCUAGCCUAUUUAAAGCUUAGCUCGGCCCAACUCGUUUAAUGAGAGGUGAGUCAUGGCUGCAUCUUCUCUAAUCGGUUUCGAUUCAAAUGUUGAUGGGAGACAAGAUGAUAUUUCGAUGAAUGGUUUAACUAGGACUUUUAGGACUUUGAAGUGCUUCAAGUUAAAGGAAUUAAAAACCGCGACAAGGAACUUAAUUCCAGAUAAUCUGGUUUUACAAUUGCUGUGAAGAAGCUUAACCAUGUGAGCCACCAGGAACCCAGUGAAUGGUUGUUGAGAGUAUCUGUCAUCAUCAAUAACACACUGGCAUGGAUGGCUGCAUUAGCUCAAGGGUCAAAACUGAGAGGAAGAGUCAUUCAUAUAACGGUUUGAAUUCAAAGGUAGAUGGGAGAGAAGAUGAUACUAUGAUUGGUUUAAUCAGCAAUGCCACCUCUUCAUGGGCUUUGAAAUGCUUCACAUUAAAGGAAUUAAAAACUGCAACAGGGAACUUGGUUCCAGAUAGUCAAGUGACCGAAGAUGAGUUUUAUGUAAAGGGGUGGAUCGAUGAGCACACGUUAGGCCCCACUAAACCAGGUUCUGGUUUGACUGUUGCUGUGAAGAAGCUUAACAAUGCGAGCCACCAGGAACCCAGUGAAUGGUUGAGAAAAAUCAACAACAUGGGGAAGCUGUGUCAUCCUAAUCUUGUGAGACUGAUUGGUUACUGCUUAGAGGAUGUCUACCCAAUUUUGGUAUAUGAAUAUUUGGACAAGGGAAGUUUUGACAAAUGUUUGUUUAAAAGGGGGUCUGAUUUCCAGCCACUCUCAUGGAAAAUGCGAAUCAAGAUAGCUCUUGAUGCUGCAAAGGGUCUUGCAUUUCUUCACAGUGAAAAAGUGAAUGUGAUACAUGGAGAUUUCAAUACUUCUAAUAUCCUGAUUGAUUCUAACCACAAUGCAAAGUUAUCCGAUUUUGGGUUGGAUAAAUAUGAUGAUCCGAACAACUAUGCAAGGUUAAAUCCGAUCACAUACGCAGCACCCGAGUAUUCCACGACAGGCCACUUGACCAAAAAGAGUGAUAUAUACGGUUUUGGGGUUCUUCUCCUGGAAAUUAUGUCAGGAAAACGUGCAUGGGAUUAUGAUAGGCCACGACGAGAACAUAAUUUAGUUGUGUGGUCGCAGCCAUUACUCGUCAACAAAGACAAGAUCUAUCAAGUCAUGGAUUCCCAUAUAGAAGGCCAAUACUCGCCGCAUGAAGCAAUGGAGGUGGCUCGUAUUGCAAUUCAAUGUCUGUCUUUUAGUUCGAAAAAUCGACCAAAUAUUGAUGAUGUGGUGAGAUCAUUAGAAAAACUUUAGGAUUCUAAUGAUACAAUGGUUCAGAACAUGAUACAAUUUCAAUAUAUGUUUAAAUGGAGAAAACACUCCUAAUAAGUAUUCAUCAGAUUCUCUACUUUGUGGAAUAUAGAAUCAUAUAAAUAUCAAGAUUAAUAUUAUUGAAUAAAUAUUUAGAAAUUUGGCUUCCUAUAUCAUAUUCA